Molecule: messenger RNA, 3715 nt
Organism: Vombatus ursinus (common wombat)
Lineage: Eukaryota; Metazoa; Chordata; Mammalia; Diprotodontia; Vombatidae
Product: transmembrane protein 211-like
Exons: 3
Coding region: 1-627 (208 amino acids)
Cellular component (GO): membrane
Source: RefSeq, a predicted model, not a curated record
AUGCCGCGCGGUGUGGGCGUGGGUGGCUUCUGGGCGCUGCUGUCGUGCGGCCUCGCCGCCCUGUGCGCCCUGAGCCUGCUGUCGCCAGCGUGGAUCGUGCCGCACGCUCCCCGGGGCCCCACGACGGCCCCCCCGCCGGUCCCCCCGCCGCCUCUGGGCCUGCUGGGACCCUGCCUGGCCCCCGCCCCGCGGCCGUGCGCCCCCUUCGCCCUCGGGGGCCUGCGCAGCUUCGGCGACAUCCCAGCCAGCGCCUGGCAGACCAGCACCGUGCUAUGCUCAGGAGGCUGCGUGCUUCUGGCCCUCAGCGCCCUGCUGGCGGUCGUCUCUGUCUUCCUCCCCAGUGGGCUCUUGGAGAGGCGAGUCUGUGCCCUGGCCGGAUACAUGCAGAUGGCAGCAGUGUUCAUCACGGCCUCAGGACUCCUGGUCUACCCUUUGGGUCUCGGCUCAGCUUCUGUGAAAAGCUCUUGUGGGAACACCGCCGGCAUCUACAAUGUUGGGAGCUGCCAGCUUGGCUGGGGUUACACGCUGGCCAUCGUAGGGGUCAUGCUGUCAGGCUUCUUGCCCUUCUUUGCGAAGUAUGCACCCAAAGAGCACAUCUCACCAACCCCGAUGCCCGCUAUUUUAUAGCAGUUGUUACCAACAAAAGGACACCUCGUCUAAAACAAAUGGGCAGAAGGUAGAGGAGUCUCUUUUUUAUUUUUUUGCUUUAUUGCUAAAACAAACAAACUCAAUGGGAACAAGGGGGUCUGUUUGCCAGCACCCCAAACUGCCCUGACCGUCUUCCAUCCAAAGGAGUGCCUAAGUGUGGGGUUCCAAUAGAAUUCCCGAGAAUCCAAGGAGACUCUGUCCUCGUCCAGGCAGAGAUCCCAGCCACAAGGGUCGGGCAAACCCACACCUGUCUAGCCUCAGAGGGUGGCAUCUACCUCCCAGUUUCUUUUACAUCACAAACACGGUCAAUCUUUUUAAAAAGUAAUUCAUUUUCAUUGGUGACUAGAUAUUAAAUUCUUUUAUAAGCCCAGUUAUGACUACCGUCAGGGUGCUUUGUCGUGUCUAAAGAGUAAAUUCUCUCUGUUGGCCAGAAAGCAGACCCUGGGUUAUGCAUGGUCAGUUAGAGGCAGAUGGGUCUUGGAAAUAGAGAUUGGCGGUUUAGAAAGGCCUGCCUGCUCUUCAUUUCCCAGGGCUUAGAGCCAUGGGAGACCUUACAGGCCAUCUGAUCAUCUUAUGGAUGAGGACCCAGUGGCUGCCUAUGCCCAGCAAAAGGAAGGGCCGUGCCCAACCAAAGUCAUUCAGAGAAGGCAGUGAGUAGCAAAGCAGGAUUCAAACCCAGGUCUGCUGACUUCAUAAUCAAGGGUUCUUACCAUUGUAUCAUGCUGUUUUCCAAUUGGUUAUUUUGAAAUUUUCCUUAAAAAGACUUUGCAAGUUAUAUCCCUUGGUUAAAUAUUGGCAUUAAGUAGAACAAAAUGGAACAGCCAGAGAUUUGACUGAUGACAUAUAGAUUUGCUUGGGACCAACUUGAAAGGUAUUGGGAUAAAAAAAGGCUGCCAUUUUAAUAAAAGGGAGAGAUUUUCUUAAAACACAAACAUCUUUCCACUAGUGUUAGAACAUGGGCCACUGCACAUUUGUGCUGACCACUGUGUGUGUGUGUGUGUGUGUGUGUGUGUGUGUGUGAGAGAGAGAGAGAGAGAGAGAGAGAGAGAGAGAGAGAUGGCUACAUUAUCCUAUCUCAAGAAAUCUUGAGCAUUUUUUGAGGGUCUCAUCUUUGUGUGGAAUCACAUUGGUUUUUCUAUUGCAGGAGAGUACAACAAAUACACCAUUUGCCUUAACCAACAGAGGAAUUGGGUUCCAAGCUCACUCCAUUGCCACAUCUCAUUGGGGAAAAAAGAUCUGUGGUCCCACGCACACCCAUCUUCCUAGUAAUUAACAAACAGAGAAGGACCUAGGAUCUAUUUUCUAACCAGAAAUCUUGUCUGAUGCAUUUUUGAGAUGGUGCAUGCUGUCUUUGAUUGGAUCCAUCAUCAUAGUUAACAAUUUUUCUGAGUCCUAAACGGGUUCUUUGUCCAUUAUUUCUCAAGAAAAACGUACUUGAAGGAAACUAGAGGAAAUGUUAGGGAAGGACAAAGACCCAAAACAGAGAAAAGCCUCACCUGGGAAUAAAGUAACAGAGGCAAAUGCAUUUGUACCAUUAGAGCUUCCUGAACCCUUCAGAUUUCAAACUGAAGAAGAGAAUUAUUUUUAGCACCAUUUUAAGGUAUGUUCUCAUGAACACCCAGGGGCAUAUUGUUCGUAAGAGGUAAUGUAAGUGAAGGGAAAUUAAACGGUGAAAAGAGGAAACAUUCUGGGGAGUCUGCUGUGCUGCCCAGAGAAGGGCUAUGCCACAUGAAAAGGAGCAGGAAGUCUGCAGUGAGUCCAAGGACACACACACGCACAUGCAUGUAUGCACGCACACAUGCACAUACAAUGUGCAUGUCCACAAUGCCCACAGACCCACAUGUGUGCCCACGUGUGUGUACAUGCACACAAACAUGCACACACAAUCUGCACACGCACACCCAUACAUAUGCUUGCGCACAUGCACACACGUGUCCCACCUUUCUUCAGGUGCAGUCACAGAAUGUGACACAUUCUGGGCUCUUGUUUUCAGAGUUGCUGAAUGAUGUAAUUAAGAGCCCAAAAGAUGGGGAAGAGGCAAGAGGAAGGGGAAAAACGACCGAUGUCAGGUUAUUUCCCUCGUGGCUUGUUAGGAAAGAGAACUUUGUUUUCUCAAGCCACCUAGUCCAGAAAAACAAAGAUGACAUUUGGGGGUCUCAUUCAGAAAGAUGCUACUCUUUCUGCAGGUCUGGAGCAGCCAAGAAUCCGCCCCUGCUCCUAGAAAGGGCGAGAGAGAAACAAAUUUUGAUUCCCUAACCGGUUCGUGCCUUUCCAGUAGAACCUAUUCAUUCCUGCUUUCAAAAGCAACCAAACCACCCUCGCCCGCCGAGAACGGUGGCUGGAGACCAGCGGGAGCCCCAGCAUCCUUUGUGACUCCUCCUCGUAUCGAGCAAAGUGCAGUGUUUACACUGGUUUCCCUCAUGUCUGGUUGGGAAAAGUGAUUGAUUAGCACAAAACUAGCUACCGUGCGGACCUGAGAAAUCCCGACGCCGGUAGCCUUACCUUUUGUAAGCUUCACAGGUGUAGAUUCCUUCACAAUUACAAGUGAGCUUCUCCAGAAUGUUAAUGCACCCCAUGACUUCUCACACAUUAUGUGGGAAAUCUUCAUUUUCCAAAAUGUGAAGUCAACUUGCAUAUUUCCAUUUUUGAAUAUUUUUGCAUUUCCAAAACUAAUGCUGCCAUUUAUCUCACUAAAUUUUUCAAAGAAAAUAUCCUUAAUUUAACGAAUCACCACGUGUUUAUUAAUGCUGAUAAAUCACUUUUUAAACAACUCACAUUUGUAAGUUGAACUGCAUCAACUGUUUCUUUUUCUUCAUUAUUAUUUUUUAAACAUGAAACUUACUGGUUCAGGUUCAAAUUCAAGGGUUGUUUUUUCUAAAUUAAAAAUCGUUUCAAGUGUAACUAAAUGAUGUGCUGUCUCUACUGUGUUUCUGCAUUAGUGCAAUGGCCACUUUGGGGAUGAGGACAGUUUUCUGUGCUUGCUGAAUGAAUAUUUCAGGUGUUGCAAAUGCUGGCAUCUCCCAUUAGCCGACACUGUAAAAUAAAACACGUCACCUUGUUCACUCUC